AUGGCUUAUAACAAAGUAACCUUAACUAUCACCAUUCCCGAAAAUGUUUACGAAAAACUAAAAAGAGUUGUUGGCUCCGGAAAAGUUAGUAAAUUUGUCAGCGAGGCAAUCGAAAAAACUUUAUCUGAGGAAGAGAAAAAAAUUGUUUUGGACUACCAGAAGCGAACUAAAGAUAAAGAGCUGGGUCAAGCCAAACCUUUCCUGAACAUGAUUGUUUUAAGUAAUGACCUCCAUAAUGAAUUGGCCGACCAUAUAAUUGUUGCCUUAGCAAGUGGCAAAAAUAUGGAGUCAAUUAGUCCUACUUUUGAAGUUUAUUGUGAAGUCGAAAAAAGACCAUUAAAAGUGCUAAUUAGUGAAAUUCAUACCAUUACUAAGGAAAGUUUUUUUGGCCGAGCAAUCUAUUUAGGGAAAAUAAAAAAGGAACAACUGGAAGCGUCAGAAAUUAUUGAUGAAGUAUUAUUGCUUUGUUUUUAUCGGCCACGCUCUUUUACCGGUGCGGAUGUGGUGGAAAUCAGUUGUCAUGGCAAUUUGUUUAUUAUCAACCAAAUAUUACAAUUAACUUUGGAAAAUGGUGCAGAAUUGGCCAAAGCCGGAGAAUUUACUAAGCAAGCCUUUUUUAAUGGCAAGUUAAACCUAAUUCAAGCCAGUGCAAUCAAUGAUUUAAUCCGCGCUCCCAGUUUCUCAGCCGCCAAGUUAGCCCUCCAUAAUUUAAGCCCGGAAACCCAAAAAGAAUUUGACACUAUUGAAAACGAAUUAUUAGAUAUUAUUGCUACUAUUAAAGUCAAUAUUGAUUAUCCCGAAUACGACGGAGUAGAAUACUUAACUGGCAAAGCAACCCUUGCCCGCUUAAGCAAAUUGGUUGAGAAAUUACAAAUAAUUAAAGCAACUGGCGCCAAAGCCCGUGUUUACCAAGAAGGAUUAAAAGUAGCCAUCGUCGGUAAGCCGAAUGUAGGUAAAUCUACGCUCUUGAAUGCCUUAUUACAAGAGGAAAAAGCCAUUGUUUCACCGAUUGCCGGCACCACCCGCGACAUAGUUGAAGCUCGUUAUAAUUUAAAUGGAAUUCCUUUAACUCUGUUAGACACAGCCGGCAUUCAUGAAACCUCAGAUAUAGUCGAAAAAAUUGGUGUAGAACGAAGUUGGCAAGCCUUAACCAAGAACUAUUUACUCAUUAUUAACAAAAUUGAUGAACCAAAUAAAUUACAAUUGCCUGCUAUUGCUCGGGGGAAAAUUUGUCGAAUUAGUGCCAAAAACCAGCAAUUGAGUGAAUUAGAAGCCAAAAUUGGUGAACUUUUUGCCGGAAAUUUAAUAAAUAAUUUGUCCGCUUAUCCUUAUUUAAAGACUUAUUUGGACGCAGUUUGUGGUGAUUUGGAAGUUAGUUAUAAAUUAGUCAAGGAAGUGAGUGGCAAAGAGUACAACGAUAACUUAUUAGACAUUAUUUUUAUUAUUAUGACCGAACUAAUAAUUAUCAAAACUAGCGAAGGAGAAAGAAUAAAAAAAAUCCUUGCUGAAAAGAAUAUCAACUAUGAAACAUACCAAGCAGAAGAAAUUUCAAAUAAAAAAAUUAGUGAAGAAGAAUUAGGAAAGGCUUAUCGGGAAGCAUGGAAUAAUCCCCAAAGAUAUCAAGAGGCUCAACAAUGGGAAAAAGCAGCCGUAAGCGAUUGA
Messenger RNA from Entrophospora sp. SA101, 1662 nucleotides. NCBI's taxonomy places the organism in Eukaryota, Fungi, Glomeromycota, Glomeromycetes, Entrophosporales, Entrophosporaceae. The record is from the annotation of a GenBank genome assembly.